GUCAUUCGACGGUUUUUGUGGAUACGGGAAAAUCAGAUUACACAAGUGAAGCCAGAGACCCAGCACACAUCGCCGGCCUGCCAUGACGCAAAACUCCACUAGUAAGAUUAUAAACGGAGAUGCCUUACACCGAACGAAGCAAGACAAGAAAGUAUGCGGAAAUGGCUUCGUGAAGAACCACUGCUUGUUCCAACAGAAGAGAAACCGCCGCCCGUCGGAGAAAAACCAUCAUGCUUCAUGCACUUCGCUUUAUAAAAAGCCAUUUGUGGAGUCGUUUGAGGAGACGCCGCUGCUGGUUGCCGUCUUUACCUACAUGGGCUACGGCAUCCUUACCAUUUUUGGCUAUCUGCGAGAUUUCCUGAGGGACUGGAAGUUUGAGAAGUGUCAUCUGGCCAGAGAGCGAGAAGAACAGAAGGAUUUUGUUCCACUGUACCAGGACUUUGAGAACUUCUACACCAGGAAUCUGUACAUGAGGAUCAGAGACAACUGGAACAGGCCCAUAUGCAGCGUCCCUGGAGCCAAGAUGGACCUUGUGGAGCGGGUGACACCUGACUAUAACUGGACCUUUGAACACACAGGGAAUGUUCUGAAGGAUGUUAUUAAUAUGGGCUCAUAUAACUACCUGGGCUUUGCUGAGAAUACCGGCACAUGCGCUGAUGCUGCCUCUGAGUGCACGGUGAAAUACGGCGUGGGGGUUAGCAGCACCAGGCAAGAGAUAGGAAAUCUUGACAAGCAUGAGGAGCUAGAGAUUCUGGUGGCCAGGUUUUUAGGGGUUGAGUCAUCCAUGGCCUUUGGAAUGGGCUUUGCUACAAAUUCCAUGAAUAUUCCUGCGCUCACAGGAAAAGGCUGUCUGAUCUUAAGUGAUGAGCUCAAUCAUGCAUCUCUGGUUCUGGGUGCACGUCUCUCUGGCUCUACCAUCCGUGUAUUCAAACACAACAAUAUGGAAAGUCUGGAGAAGUUACUCCGGGAUGCAAUCGUUCACGGCCAACCUAGAACCCACCGGCCCUGGAAGAAGAUCCUCAUCCUCGUUGAAGGAAUUUACAGUAUGGAAGGCUCAAUAGUGCGACUUCCUGAGGUCAUUGCCCUAAAGAAGAAAUAUAAAGCUUACCUGUACCUGGAUGAGGCCCACAGUAUCGGGGCACUAGGACCUCGAGGCAGAGGUGUGGUGGACUACUUUGGCCAGGAUCCGUCUGAUGUUGACAUCAUGAUGGGCACUUUCACCAAGAGCUUUGGUGCUGCUGGAGGAUACAUCGGAGGAAAGAAGGAGCUGAUUGAUUACCUCCGCUUACAUUCUCACAGUGCAGUUUAUGCUACCUCAAUGUCCCCACCCAUCAUCCAGCAGAUUAUCACUUCCAUGAAGUGCAUUAUGGGAGAGGAUGGCACCACAUUAGGUCAGGAAAGACUCCGUCAGCUGUCAGAAAACACAACCUACUUUCGCAGGAAAUUACAUGAGAUGGGCUUUAUCAUCUAUGGGAACAAUGACUCCCCUGUUGUACCCUUGAUGCUCUACAUGCCAGCUAAAAUCGGAGCAUUUGGGCGAGAGAUGCUGAAGAGGAACAUUGGGACGGUGGUGGUUGGGUUCCCCGCCACACCCAUCAUUGAGUCCCGAGCACGGUUUUGUGUUUCUGCUGCCCACACCAGAGAGAUGCUUGACAAAGCUUUAAAUGCCAUCAGUGAAGUUGGAGAUCUACUCCAGCUGAAAUACUCAAGGAAAAACAGACACGGGAGUGAAGGAGCUGACAGUUUUUCAUUUCUGGAGAGCCACCAGGAUUAGCACUUUCUCAUGAUGGACUGAAUGUGUAUUUGUCCACCCCAGAGAAAUGAAUGUCUGUCUGACUUAAGUGUCAUUUUCAUGUUGAUUCAUUUCAGUGGACACUCACUCAAGUCCACCAGCUGACCAAACUUCAAGUCUUACCUCUGGGUUCAGUAACCAAUAUUCAUUUCAUCGUGCACUCAUUUCAUUUCAACUGUAGGAAAGAAUUCACGUCACUGUGUUCAGCAUCACAAAUGGCACAGGAGAAAGUCUGAUGCUUCCUUCUACACAGUCUGAAACAAAUGAGAGGGCUUUUGUCUUGUUUUCCAUUUAAAAAGAAAAUCGCUAACAAGGUUUAUUUACUCAGUCCUUUUUCUCCAUUUGCAAUUAAUGUUUUUAAUAAAUAAAGUAGAAUUCGUACAAAGUUUAGUACGAUUUAUGCUUUAAACAAGAAAAAAAAUCAAUUUGCCAAUGGAGGACAAUAAUCGUUUUUCAAGACAUGUAUUGUUAAAGUCUUAUUAUAUUAUACAGUUAUAUUAAACUCUUUAAGCAAAAUUUAAGGAAAUGUCGAUUUUUACUAGAAAACAAGACAGAAAUCCUGAUAAAGAAAAUGUUUUGUUUUGUGUAGAAGAAACGGAGACACACACUUGUACAGUAAGUGUCAUCUUUUAAUGAGAAAUAAGCUCAAAAAUAUAUCUAAAAAAGAGAAAUCUACUUAUGAAGGAGAUCAUUUAUUUUAGUUUAAUCGUGAAUAAGAAUGUGAUUUAAUAUCCAUACAAAUACUGACACAUAUUUAUUAAUGCACAUUGCAGUGUCUGCAUUUAUCUGCAUUCACAUACUAGCUUUGCAAAGGUCCACAAAUCUUCAAAUAUCUUAUUUUAAUCUUUUUCACAAUGCAAAUAUGAUUGUAUAGGUAAAUUAGCGAUGUCUUAAUGAACUUGUACAGAAGAAUGCAGACAACGUUCUCUGUUUUGUUUCAUCAGAGCUUUCUGUAUUUCAAUUUGAGUUAUGGGACUUUCCAUGAAUAGGGUACAGUUUGGUGUCCCUCCUCUUUAUCCUUUUUUUUAAGCACUAGAUGAACAAAGCUUGUAAAGAGAUGUUGCUUGUAAAGAGUAAUCUCCAAACAUUAUUUGGACACUUUUUACCCAAAUUAUAUAUACAUAGAGAGAUUUUUUUUUUUUUUCAUUAAUAUUUAUUGCAAGAAAAAACAUAAAUUCUGGGCUGUUAAUCUCUAUAUAGACAUGUUUUGCAAAACCUCAUGCAAAAAAUGGAAUGUGUUUUAAAAAAAAAACCUCUAUAAUAUUUAGUUUGACAUUCCUGGGUUCAUAAUAAACAUUUUCUGAAGGUUAAAAGCCUUACACAAUCAGCUUAAAAAUGUUUUUUUUUUUUUUUUUACGAGUUUCAAGACACAGUUUGUACUCUAUUUGUGGAAGGUGCCUUUAUGUCUUACUUGAAUAUCUGUUACUUGCUGACAGUUUGCAUAUUUCACGACUAAGUAUGAUAUCUACACUUACUAAAAGUAUAAUGUCUAAUGGGCAUUUCACAAAGGCAGAGGUCUUUCAUUGAGCCAACAGAAAUUGACUGAUGUUUUUCACUCAAUGUUUGAUUCUUUAUAUCAGCUGUUAACAGACAGCAGUGAAACAUGUUUGUGCUGCCUUUUGUAUUGUUUUAUUGUUAAAGUGCUAGAUGUGGGUCACUGAUAUGAUAUGAAGAGCUCUUGUCUGUAUGUAUGAUGAUGUGGCUUAUGAAGGCCUGUCGGAUGUACUUUGUGUUUUUUUCCUCCAUUCCCUUUUGUGUUUUUAAGUCUUGUUCUUAAUCGGAAAGGCAGCUCUGAAUAUGUCUCUGAGUGCAGACGUAUGUAAGUGACUUCAGAGCUACUAAUGACUGUUAAGAGAUGCAGAUAUGACGUUGGCUUUAAGCAGCCUGUAUAAAUGUAAGUAAUGCUACUGAGCUGCAUUUGACUGAAACCAAAAGGCAUUCCACAAUUUCUGUUUCUUUCUUGUACAUUCUGAGUUGCAGUUGUCAUCAAAUAUACAGUCACGUUUGUCACAUGCAAGAAAUUGAAAUUCUUUGAAUGUGACUGACCAUUUGUUUCUGAAAAUAAUGAAAUAAAUAAUCCUGAACAUUU
Carassius gibelio (silver crucian carp) is the source of this 3881-nucleotide messenger RNA. Its product is annotated as serine palmitoyltransferase 2. The transcript has 12 exons. Bases 83 to 1774 code for a protein of 563 amino acids. Gene Ontology annotation, molecular function: serine C-palmitoyltransferase activity; pyridoxal phosphate binding. Gene Ontology annotation, cellular component: serine palmitoyltransferase complex. Lineage: Eukaryota; Metazoa; Chordata; Actinopteri; Cypriniformes; Cyprinidae. Gene Ontology annotation, biological process: sphingosine biosynthetic process; ceramide biosynthetic process. The record is from RefSeq and is a predicted model, not a curated record.